AAUAGGGAUGUUUUGUGUGCUCUACUCUACUCUCUGUAAUAUUACGUCACUAUUAUGUGUUAAAUUUAUAAUUUGCAAUUCACAAAAAGCAAUAAAUUACAUAAAUUAAAUAAACAAAUAUAUUUUCAAUAAUUAAUAGCAAUAACAAUGACAAUUUAUUAUAAACAAUAUAUUUUAAAAUAUAUUAAAAGUUUAGUUUUAUUAUUAAUUUCGUGAAGUGUUUAAUUUUUGUUGUUAUAAAUAAUAAUAAACAUUAUUCAAUCACACAUGUGCCUGAUAUUUUAAAUUAUUAAAAAUUAUUCAUAUUUUAUUUUUAUAUAUAUUUUUUAUUUAUUUUUUUUCAUUGACAUUUUAUCGAGUCUCUACGUGUAGAAUAUUUUAUGCACAUUUUAUGCACGACCUUGAACAAGAUUGCGCAGCUUUUAUAAUUUUUUGCUUUUAUCAAGCUCAAUUAUUAAAAUAGUAAAUGUAAAAAAAUAUUUAUAUUAAAUCAAAAAAAAGUGUAAAUAUUUUUUACAAUAAAAAAAAUAAUUAAUUUAGUGCCUAUACUGCAAGUUGUUGAAAUUUAUAAAUAAAAUAAAAAGAAAAUUAUAUAAUGAUUUUAAAAGUGUUCAAUUGUUACGGAUAUAAAUAAAUAAAUAAAAUAAUCAAAAAUAUUUUUUAAAACAUAUCGUGUUAGAUGGAAAAAAAAUAAAUAAAUAAAAAAUAAUAAUCAAAAUGUUGAAUAAUCAAAAAAUAAUCAAGUGAUGAUAUUUUUAUGAGAAAAAAAUUUAUCAAGUAAUAGUGUAUGAUAAUUAUUGAUUUCUAAUGAUUCGUAAAAGUGGUCGUAUUUCAAGAAGUGGUGAUAAGCCAAUAAAUAUUGGUAAAAAAUAUGUGAAACGUUCAGUAAAUGAUACAAAUAAUGAUAAUGGAUUUUCAUUAUUUAUUAAUAAAAAAAAUAAUGAACAACAUGAUGGUGUACAUGGUUCAAAUGCAUCAACUGAGCCAUUGUUGGAUGUUAAUAAUGAUAAAUGGGAUGAUGGAUCUGAUCUUCAAACACCAAUUGUAUUAACACCAGUUAAAUCAACAUCACUUAAAUUUCAUUCAACGCCAAAAGUUUGUUUUGAAACAGAUAAUAUAUUAUCAUCAAGACGAUCAAGUACUUCAAAAUUACAAAUGUCAAAUUCAGUUAGAAGACGUAGCCGUAGUAUGAGUGCAUGGAGUGAUUUAUCAAGAUGUUCAUUCAAACUUGAUGAGAGAGUACGUGUUGAAUAUUACGUUAAUGAAAAUACAUUUAAAGAAAGAUUACAAUUGUAUUUUAUAAAAAAUCAACGAUCAAGUUUAAGAAUAAGGGUAGCAAAUCUUUUCUUCAAGCUACUAACAUGCUUUCUUUAUAUAUUCAGGGUUAUUACAGACAAUGUACCAACUUUUGCAUCAUGUUAUGGCUGUACACCUGGUAAUAAAUCAGAUAUAAUAGCAUCACAACGUCUUACUGAGGAAGAGUUUAUUGAGCAUUCAACAAUAAAUUGGGAUGCUAUAUUGUGGGUGAGACGUCCCAUUGAACUAUGGCUUGUUGAAGUUAUCCUUGCAGUCAUAUCAUUAACAGAGUCACUUUUAGUUGCCUAUCUCGGUUACAAGGGUAAUAUUUGGCAACAACUUUUAUCAUUUCAUUUUAUCCUGGAACUUAUUAAUACAAUACCAUUUACAAUAACGAUAUUAUAUCCACCAAUGAGAAAUUUAUUUAUACCAGUUUUUUUAAAUUGUUGGUUGGCAAAGCAUUCGUUAGAAAAUUUAUUUAAUGAUUUACACAGAGCAAUGCAAAAAUCUCAAUCGGCACUGAGUCAACAAUUGAUGAUACUGAGUGUAACACUCUUGUGCCUUGUAUUUACAAGCGUUUGUGGAAUUCAACAUUUCCAGAGAGCUGGACAUAGACAUCUUAAUUUAUUUCAAAGUACAUAUUUCGUCGUCGUAACAUUUUCAACGGUGGGCUAUGGAGAUUUUGUUCCUGAUAUUUGGCCUUCUCAACUCUACAUGGUUUGCAUGAUUUGUGUUGCACUUAUUGUAUUACCAACUCAGUUUGAACAACUUGCAUUCACUUGGAUGGAACGUCAAAAACUCGGUGGUUCAUAUUCAUCACAUCGUGCGCAGAGUGAAAAACAUGUUGUGGUAUGUGCAACGAGUCUAGCUGCUGAUACCAUUAUGGAUUUUUUAAAUGAAUUUUACGCUCAUCCUCUUCUUCAAGAUUAUUAUGUUGUGUUGUUGUCACCAAUGGAAUUGGACACAACAAUGAGAAUGAUCCUUCAAGUACCAAUUUGGGCACAAAGAGUUAUUUAUAUUCAGGGCUCAUGUUUGAAGGACGGUGACCUUGUUAGAGCACGAAUGAAUGAAGCUGAGGCAUGUUUUGUUCUUGCAGCACGUAAUUAUGCUGAUAAAACAGCUGCUGAUGAGCAUACAAUUCUCAGAUCAUGGGCAGUUAAAGAUUUUGCACCUGAUGUACCACAGUAUGUACAAAUAUUCCGUCCAGAAAAUAAGCUACAUGUUAAAUUUGCUGAACAUGUUGUUUGUGAAGAUGAAUUUAAAUAUGCACUUUUGGCAAAUAAUUGCACGUGUCCAGGUGCAUCAACGCUUGUUACAUUGUUACUUCAUACAUCACGUGGACAAGAAGGACAAGGCUCACAAGAAGAAUGGCAUAGACUGUAUGGUAAAUGUUCAGGAAAUGAAAUUUAUCAUAUUAUUCUUGGUGAUUCAAGAUUUUUUGGUGAAUAUGAAGGUAAAAGUUUUACGUAUGCAUCAUUUCAUAGUCAUCGUAAAUAUGGUGUUGCACUUGUUGCUGUAAGACCAGCUGAAUUACCAGAAUUUUAUGAAGAUACAAUACUACUAAAUCCAGGACCAAGGCAUAUUAUGAAAAAAACAGACACGUGUUAUUACAUGAGUAUUACGAAAGAAGAAAACUCAGCAUUUGUCGUCGCGAAUAAUAUCGUAACAACAAAUAAUGGUGAUCCAACAAAAGUUGUAAUUGAUAGUAAACAUACAGAAGCAACAACAAUUAAUCCAUCUUGUACAACAACAGCAACUGAUGCUAAUAUUGGUGGAAAUAAUAAUAAUACUGGUGGUGGUGGUGGUGUAACACGUACAGGAACUGAAGCAACAUUGCUAACAGCAACAACAACAACACCAACGACCACAACAACAACAGCAUAUAAUGGAAAUUUUAUAACAUCAACUGGAGGAGGGAAUGCAACUUAUUUGGAUCCAUCAAAUUUAACAGAUUCAAGACAGUGUUUACGUGAUUGUGGAUCAAGUCCACAAACACCUCUCACGUUGAAUCAUCUUGAUGUACCAAGAUCAACAGAUCCAAAUCCAAAUUUUCUUAAUCCAGAAGGUCUCAUGCAAAGACGAGGCAGUAGACGACCAAGUAUUCUUCCAGUUCCAGAUAUGCUGACAAGCUCAACAUUUCAUUUACCAGAUCAAGAAUCAUUGGAUCAUGAAGGUGAUGAGUCAGAAGAUGAAAUGGAUGAUGAUGUACCUUGGAGAUCACCAAGUGAAAAAAUUGCAAUUGUCAAGGGUUUUCCACCAGUUUCACCAUUUAUUGGUGUGUCACCAACUUUGUGCUAUCUAUUGAAGGAAAAAAAACCACUUUGUUGUUUACAAUUAGCACAGGUUUGUGAGCAUUGUAAUCAUAGAAAUGCCAAAGAAUAUAAUUGGCAAAACAAAACAAUUAUUUUAGCAGCUGAUUAUGCAAGUAAUGGAAUAUAUAAUUUCAUAAUUCCCCUUCGAGCCCACUUUAGAUCAAAAACUUCAUUAAAUCCAAUAAUAUUAUUGUUGGAAAGAAGACCAGAAAUAGCAUUUCUCGAUGCAAUUUCCUAUUUUCCUUUAGUUUAUUGGAUGCUUGGAUCGAUUGAUUGUCUUGAUGACUUAUUACGAGCUGGUAUAACACUUGCUGAAAAUGUUGUUGUUGUUAACAAAGAGCUGAGUAAUUCAGCUGAAGAGGAUACAUUAGCUGAUUGUAAUACAAUUGUUGCUGUACAAACAAUGUUCAAAUUUUUUCCAAGCAUUAAAAGUAUAACUGAAUUAUCACAAUCAAGUAACAUGAGAUUUAUGCAAUUUCGAGCACAUGAUAAAUAUGCAUUGCACCUCAGCAAAAUGGAAAAGCGUGAGAAAGAGAGAGGAUCUCAUAUAUCUUACAUGUUCAGACUGCCAUUUGCUGCAGGCAGUGUUUUUAGUGCAUCAAUGCUUGAUACACUACUUUAUCAAGCAUUUGUUAAAGAUUACGUAAUAACAUUUGUCAGAUUAUUACUUGGAAUUGAUCAAGCACCUGGUUCAGGAUUUUUAACAUCGAUGCAAAUAACGAAAGACGACAUGUGGAUCAGAACAUAUGGAAGAUUAUAUCAAAAAUUGUGCUCAACAACUUAUGAAAUACCAAUUGGUAUUUACAGAACUCAGGAUACAUCAGUCAUUGAUAAUUCAAACUAUUCAAUGAGUAUGGGUGAUGAAGCACGUGAUAAUCAUGCUGAACAAAUUGAAAGAGCAGAAAUAGCAAAUCUCGUACGUUCACGUAUGGAAAAUUUAAAUCUUCCAACAGUUGAUUAUGAUGAUGUAUCAGAAAAACGUAAUAAUUUAUCAUAUGUUAUUAUUAAUCCAAGUUGUGAUUUAAAAUUAGAAGAAGGUGAUAUUAUUUAUUUAGUACGACCAAGUCCAUUUUCAGCUCAAAAAACAUUUGAACGUCAUAAUUCACGUAGAAAAAGUAACAUUAGUUUUUGUUCGGCACAAUUAAUUGCACAAAUGAGUGCAGCUGUACAAUCAGCUGGUAUUGGUAUGAAUAAUAAUAAUAAUUUUAAUAAUAAUAACAACAAUAACAACAACAAUAACAACAACAACAAUAAUAAUAAUAUAAAUAAAAGUAAUAUUAAUUAUGAUACAAAUCGUCGUGGUUCUGGAAUUGGUAAUGUUAAAGCACCACCUUAUGGUUCAACAAAAUCAAAUUCAUUAUCAUUACCAGAUAGUCCAACUGUUGCUGGUUGUCAACGUGGACGUUCAAAUUCAUUACGUGUUGUUGAUGAUAUAUUAUUACGUAGAAGUAAUUCAUUACGUCAAGGUUUUAAUACAAGACGUAAAAGUAGUCUUGAAAAUAUUGGCUUUAAUUCAUUAUCAUCACAAUCAACAAAUAGAAAUCCAAUUAAAAUUGCAUUAAAUGGAUCAAUUGGUCUUGAAGUAACACCACCAGAAGAAGGUGGUAGUACAUUAUGUAGUGGUGGUAGUAAUACUGGUAUUCUUGAUAUUGGUUUACCAUCAAUGCCAAAUAUAUGUACACCACUUGGUGCUGGUCUUGGUGGUUCACUUGGUGGUCUUUAUGAUCCUCCAUCAAUAUCAUUAUCAUCAACAUCACAAUUACCAUCAUUACAAUUACAAUUACAACAAAAAAAUCAACCAUCACAAACAUCACAAUCAUCACAAUCAUCAACGAGUCAACAAGAUCCACAACAUAUGCAGGGUACUAUUGUAUGAUACAACUUUAUGUGGGGACGUAGACUCUCCACCGUAGUUCGAAAUAAAUGGCUUUAAUUAUUAUUAUUUUUAUUUUUAUUUAUUUAUUAAUUUAACAGUAUAUUUAGUUGGCAGAAUUUUAAUUACUGUUAUGAAUUAAUAAACAUUAUCCAAAUGGUGGUGCUAAUAACAAACUGCAUUCACAACGACAAUUUAAUUUUAAACAAAGUAUUAAUUAACUAAAUAAAAAUUUUAUUAAAUAUAGAAAGAAAAUUAAUUAUAUUGAGGCAUAUUGUUAAUAAUAAUUGUAGAAUCAUAUCGGAUAAAUUAAUUUGAAAAAAAACGAAAAAGUAUUAUCUAAAUUAUAAAUAUGCAAAAAGAAAAAUAAAGAGAUUUUUUCUAUUUAAUUGUUGAUAAAUUCGAAAUAUAAAUAGAACAAAAUAUUAUAAAUAUACUAUGAAAAAAAAUAAAAAUUCAAUUAAUAGUUUAAAAAAAUAGUUGCUAAAAUCUAUUUCUGGAAAUAUUUGGCUGAUAUUUUUUCUACAAGUAUUUGAUCAAAGAUUGAUGUUAUUGAAAUAAUUAAAAUCAAAUUUCAUAAAAUUUUAUUGUUUAAAUAUUUGUUAAUAUUAUUUGUUUGUAAAUUAAUUUUUCCUUUUUUUAUUGUAGUUAUAAAUACGAACGAUAUAUUUGUUCAGAGACCAAUAAUAUAUUAACAUUUAAUUUUUGUUUUUGAAAUUAUAAUAUUGUACAAAGAAAAAAAAAGAAAUUGUAUACAUUUGAAAUAAUAUUUUAUUUAUUUAUUUAUUAUUUUACAUUUGUUGUUUUGUUGUCAAAAAAAUAAAUGAUCCUGCAUUUACUUUUGGCUAAAUAAUUUAGCUGGUUUUAAUAUUAAUUAAAUUUAAUUAUAUUAUAUUAAAAUAAAAAUGUCAUAAUUGUAUUUAAGCUUUGUAGUUUUUUUAAGACUAGAAGCCUGAAACCUCUAUUAAAAAAGCUGAUAUUAAUUUUUAAUCAUCAGGAUUAUAUCCGACCAAUUGUAAAUUUUAAUUCAUAAAAAAAUUGAAUAAAGAGUUAAAGAGUACAAUAAAUAAUUAUCAAAUUAAAAAAGAAAAUUUUCCUUCAAUCAAUAAUUAUUAAUUUUAUUUAAACUUUAUUUUUUACUUCAAUUAGUAUUUUUUAUUUCGCAAAGACAUAAUCAAUUAUUCAAGUCAUAAAUUAUGACUCAUAAUAUAGAAAAAAUUAUUAAAUAAAAAUUCAAUAACUCUUGAUAAAAAAAAAUUCAAUUAAUCCUUAUCAUGAUUUUAACAUUGAAAUUAUAAUUCCACACACACAAACACACACGUCAUAUGAAAAAUUAAAAAUAAAAUAAACGAUUUAUUCAACAUUUUUUAAAUAUAAUUUUAUUUAUAAAAAUAUAACGAAAUAAAUGAUAUUUUUAUUAAUUAUGUGGAAUGA
Molecule: messenger RNA, 6915 nt
Organism: Aphidius gifuensis
Lineage: Eukaryota; Metazoa; Arthropoda; Insecta; Hymenoptera; Braconidae
Gene: SLO2
Product: potassium channel subfamily T member 2
Exons: 23
Coding region: 808-5484 (1558 amino acids)
Biological process (GO): potassium ion transport
Cellular component (GO): membrane
Molecular function (GO): intracellular sodium-activated potassium channel activity
Source: RefSeq, a predicted model, not a curated record